Molecule: messenger RNA, 224 nt
Organism: Laccaria bicolor S238N-H82
Lineage: Eukaryota; Fungi; Basidiomycota; Agaricomycetes; Agaricales; Hydnangiaceae
Exons: 2
Coding region: 1-162 (53 amino acids)
Source: RefSeq, a predicted model, not a curated record
AUGCCUUCGACCUCGUGUAUCAAUGAUAUUGGGUGCAAACUCUUGAUCUCCCUUGAACAAGGACCUACAAGGACCCGAUCAACAGCGAAGGCGACCGGAUGCGCUUUCUAUUACAAGGCCAUAAACACAUGGGCAGUGCAGAGAACAAAAAGAUCUGUUUGAUACACGGGUACUGUACAUUGACACGAUGAUUUACAAGUUUACAUGAGCGGCGAGAUGAAAAA